AAUAACGAUAAGAUGAAUUCAGAGAUUGCUCGUUUGGAAGAGUUAAAGCAAGCUGAAAUUUAAUUAAUGCAAUAGGUUUAUGAAUAGAAAGUAAGAUAUUGGAUUGUAAGUUUAGAUUAAUUACUUAAAUACAAAAUUACAAUUAUUAACAAAGGAAGUAAGUAAGAAGGAUUAAGAGAUAAUGCAAUAUAGUUAAUAAAAUUAAGGAGUGAAUAAAACAAAAACUGAGUAAAGUUUGAAGGAUUUAGAAGCUGAGAAACAAUAUUAAAAGGAGUAUUUGCAAGCUCUCUAAUUGGAGAAGGAUUAGGAAGUAACAAAGUUAAAAAAUUAAUAUGCACAAGAUAUUUAAAACUGUUAGAAUUUGUUAAGAAACAGAGAUAAGUAAAUUGAACAGUUGAGUAGUGAAUUACAACAACAUAGAUAAUAAUCUUUAAAAUAUAUGGAUAAUUAAAAAAUUUAAUACUUAUCCAAAAUUUUGGAUUUGUCUAGUGAAUUAUAAUAAUUAUUAUGA
This is a messenger RNA of Paramecium sonneborni, 511 nucleotides long. NCBI's taxonomy places the organism in Eukaryota, Ciliophora, Oligohymenophorea, Peniculida, Parameciidae. The record is from the annotation of a GenBank genome assembly.